Messenger RNA from Seriola aureovittata, 5950 nucleotides. It is a transcript of the gene fhip1aa, whose product is annotated as FHF complex subunit HOOK interacting protein 1Aa. The record is from RefSeq and is a predicted model, not a curated record. The transcript is spliced from 13 exons. NCBI's taxonomy places the organism in Eukaryota, Metazoa, Chordata, Actinopteri, Carangiformes, Carangidae. Bases 432 to 3440 code for a protein of 1002 amino acids.
UCACCUUUGUAUGUGAUCGCUACGGGCCAGGUGAAGUAGCGUGGUUACAUUAUAUAACACCUCAGUGUACUGUUUCCGAAGAGGGACAUUUUGUUGGAGCUGUGACCUGGUGUUGUUGUUGUUUUUUUUUCAUUUCUGAGAAGACAAACCGAGUGUGUGUUUGAAAAAAAAAAAAACCUGCUGCUGCUGAUCGACGCCGCUCAAACCGCUGUGCGCUCUCUCCGUCCAACCGGAGGAUCCGUCCGGGCGCGACGGAGAAGAAUGAGGUCUUCGUCUGCUUAGCAACCCGUCCCUGUAAAAGAUGGUUCAGCGAAGGUCCUCUGUGAUUAUUCCUCCUCCUCUGGUUAUGGUUGCACACAACAAGCAGUCAGGAACGCCCUCCUUCUCCUGCCUAUGACAUGGUUUAAGUCACGUAUGAUCCGGUCACCGUGAUGGCCUCCAUGGUUGCCAAUGGAAACCGAGACGGGCAGUCUCUGGUCUUGAAAGGGGUGGAUCCAGAGACCUGCAUGAUUGUUUUCAAGAACCACUGGGCUCAGGUGGUGAAGAUCCUUGAAAAGCAUGAUCCUCUGCGUAGCAGUUCCACCCUUCCCUCCCUGAGUGUCAUCAACCUCAGCACUGGCUCUAGCGGUGGCCCUCGUUUUGGCCCCAUCCCCGGAGAUGAGGCGAGUGCAGUGCAGAACUACGUGGAACACAUGCUGUUCCUGCUGAUGGAGGAGGAGAGCGGUCAGGCCGGCGCUAUGGGCCCCAUCCUGGAGUUUGUGGUGAUGGAGAACGUGAUGGAACGACUCUUUGUGUGGAGCCUCCGCAGGGAGUUCACAGACGACAUGAAGCUGGAGCAGCUGAAGAUGUACGAGAUGCUGGUGGGGCAGGCGCACCAGCCGCUGCUGCAUCACAAACCCAUCCUGAGGCCGCUCAUGAUGCUGCUGUCGUCCUGCUCGGGCACGGCAGCGCCCGCUGUUGAAGCUGAGCUGGUGCUGCUGCUCAACCAGCUGUGCUGCGUUCUGGCAAAGGACCCUUCAAUUCUGGAGCUGUUUUUCCACACCAGCGAGGAUCAGGGAGCCACCAACUUCCUCAUCUUCUCCCUCCUCAUCCCAUUCAUACACAGGGAGGGCACAGUGGGCCAGCAGGCCAGAGAUGCUCUGCUGCUCAUUAUGUCGUUGUCUGCUGAGAACGAGCGAGUGGCCAAACAUGUCGCAGAGAACACCUACUUCUGCCCGGUGCUGGCCACAGGGCUGAGCGGCCUGUACUCAUCUCUCCCCACCAAGCUGGAGGUUCCCAAUGAGGAGUGGCACUGCCUCCACAGAGAGGACUGGCUCCAGUUGCCGUCCCUCGUCCAGUUUCUCAAUUCACUGGAAUUCUGCAACGCAGUUAUUCAGGUGGCCCACCCUGAUAUCAGAGACCAGCUGGUUAGUUACAUCUACAACGGAUUCCUCGUGCCUGUCCUAGCACCAGCUCUUCACAAGCUGACCCUAGAGGAGGUGAUGACCACCACAGCAUACCUUGACCUCUUCCUGAGAAGUGUUUCUGAGCCGGCCCUGCUGCAGACGUUCCUCUCCUUCAUCCUCCUCCACCGCCACGAGAGUGUCCACAUCUUAGACACUCUGGUCAGCCGCAUCAACACCCCCUUUCAGCUGGGCACUGUGUCGCUGGCACUCUUCCGCACUCUCAUUGGCUUAUACUGUGAAGAUGUGAUGCUGCAGCUCAUACUGAGGUACCUGAUCCCCUGUAAUCACAUGAUGUUGAGUCAGAGACGUGUGGUGAGGGAGAGGGACUGCUACUCGGUGUCAGCGGCCAAGAUCCUGGCAUUAACACCGUCCUGCUGCUCCCCUGAUCACAGCCCCCCGCCCCUCCGACAGCUAGACUCCAUCCUCUUUUCUAAGGGUGCAGAGACUGCCAAUAACACCGACACCACAGGGGAAAAAGAGAGCUUCCCAGAAGAGGCUGAUGAUAACUCCUGCACCAUUGGGUCAGAAAUCUACCUUGACGUCAGUUACCUUCAUUACCUCGGUGAUGCCCACCUCAGCAUCAGGAGCUGCAUGCAGGCCUGCCGGGUUUGGUCAGCCCCAUAUGACGGCGAGGAACCCCCUCCUGAGAAAUACCAGCCCGGCGUCCUUGAGGAGGCCGGGCUCAAGAGUCGACAAACCCAGAUAGUACUCAAGAGAGUUCCCCAGCCGCUGGCGCCACGCCCACGACCGUGCCCGCCGCCGAACACACAGCCGAACACACAGCCGAACACACAGCCGCCCUCUGUCAACCAGCUGGAGCUGGAGUGGGAUGAUAGUUAUGAUGCGUGCCCGGUGCAGACUGCAGAGAUUCUAGUGGAGAGUAAACCUCCUCACCUGCCUCCUGCUGAGCCCCCACAGCACAUCCAGGAGAUGAGAAAAACAGCCAUCAUGCUGGUUAAAGGCUCAUACAUUGAGGAAAAUGAGUUCCAGGAUGAUGUCAUGGUGUAUGAUCUUGUCGCCAAGAAAGACACUCGUGAUGCCGAGCGCGGUAAGCACAAACCCAACAGGUCAGAAUCAGAAGAAGCCCAAGCAGGCUCAGCAGAAGUUCCCCCCUUAAAAAAUGGACUAAGUAUAACACUUCCAUCUGCUGUGAUGGCGGAUAACGGCAAUAAUAGCGUGGACACAAAAGCAAAAGUCCAAACAGAUUGUAAUUCAAACCUCCAAAACACGACUGCUGCUCCUGAGUUGGGUGACGACCUUUUAGCUCAGUAUGAGGAGCUCAUUCGUACGUUGGACACACAAGCAGAUGGAAAACCGGUUAAAGCUGAUGCAGAACUGAAGAAGCCUGUCGCACCUGUGGUGGAGGAGGGUGAAGAGGAGGAGAUAGAUUUCACCGCCUUCUCCGCUGAAACACCAGAGCCAGAGAAACUGCAAUCACCGUUCGGGACCAAGUUUCGUAGCGGAAGUACAAGUAGAAUCCCAUCAGUGCCUUUUACAGGUCCAUUUGUCAGUGUGCUGCUGUCUCGACUGGAGAACAUGCUCUCUAACUCACUUUAUGUCAACCUGUUGUUGACGGGCAUCCUGGCUCAGCUGGCGGCCUACCCUCAGCCUCUCCUGCGCUCUUUCCUCCUUAACACCAACUUGGUCUUUCAGCCGACUGUUCGCUCCCUGUACCAGGUACUAGCCACCGUGAAGAACCAGAUAGAAGAGCUGGCCGCCACCAGAAAGGACUUUCCAGAGAUGAUCACUACCGCCCAGCAUUGGCUGCUGGCCAGAGAGACGUCGUUCAUGGCAGCAGACAAAAACAGCAGCAGUGCCUCCACCCACAGCGAGGCGGGGAGGAUGUUGAAGAAUUCUCCACCACCAAAACCCAAAGCCAUCUCUUUGGAUCGGACAGAAGUCUUUGCUACCGUCCUUUUCACAGAGUUCCUCAAAGAACUGGCUGCAAUUGCACAAGAGCACUCCAUCUUAUCUUACAUUCCUAUGGAAGAGUAACAGUGUCCCAGUACGCCUCUGUGAUGAGUCCAACUGAACUCUGACAGAUUUUAAAAAAAGACUCUUUUAUGGUGGUUUUCUAGUUUUUUUUGUUGUUGUUUUUUUCAGGCACUACUUGAUAAAGAAACCUCUUAGAUUCAGUGAUUUAUACAACUAUUUUAAAAAAUGGUAGAGUAUUUAUUUUCUGUGCAAAGAUAAUCACUUUCAUGUGCUUAUGAAUUUCAUCUUUCUAGUUGUGUAAAGUGUUGAGCAGCUGAGGAGGAGGUCCAAACUUUGAGCUGGAAAAUCUUGACCUGUUUUGGAGAAGCCUGCACCAGCUGAUAAUGUUGAUAAAGGUGAGCUCCAGGUCCACCAACCAAAGACUGUAGAGAGAGGAUCUUCACAAAAACCAGCAUCUUUUUUUUUUUCCAAUCAAUCAUCAGCCCUUCUCUGAACUGCCCUUGUUCUGUCUUCUACAAUCACAGUCGUACGUCUGCUGCUCAGUCUGGUUCUGUCACUUAGGUAGCCUCUCUGGAGCGUUGCUGCCUCUCUGCCAUAGGAUUACACACCUCUGAAUUAGCAGCAUGACGAUGUUAAUUUGAUUGUCUCUGUUGUAGCCAACUGGCGCCAUCACAGAAACGCAUCCUAACUUUGUUCUCUGUUACACGACUUCAUCUUUUAGUAAAACAGGAUGGUCACUUUUGUCUGUGGUGGUGUUUCCACAGUCGUUGCGUGUUAGACGUACAUUUGUUUUGGUGUUUUGUUUUUUUUUCCAGUUGAUUCAUCAUGAUGGUACCUCAGGAGUCUUUUAAUGCACCUUCGGUUCUCUCAGUUCUUAAAAAGCCUUUGGGUGAAGCGGCUUACCCAUGAUGCACUAGUCUCUCACAUUAAUGGGCUCCACCUUCUCCACACCACAGCACCAAAAUCGAGAUUGUUCUUGCGAUAUUUAAUUUGCCUUACUUUAGCGAUGCUUUAUAAUGUAUAUAUUGUAAGAAAACACUAUGCAAAUCAAGGAUAUUGUAGGCAUAAUUAAGUUUGGGAUAUUUUCAAAAUGGGAUGGGGUAUUUAAGAUUUUUGAAAGUUUCUAUUGCCAUAUUUUUUUUCAACAAGGCUUCUUAGUUAUGGUUUGUAAUCACUUUCUUCUAUAUAGGGAUUGUGGAGGGUGUUUCUAGCUGUGAUGAGUCUGAUAUAUCACUGUUGGGAGAGUCUUAGUUUUGCAUCUGUUGAAAACCAUCUCAGACCAGAACGGUUACCGAGGGGAACCUCUUGCAAAUUGCCUUUAAGUCCACGUAGUUAUUAAAAUGGGACAAAUACAAGAGAUAUAUUUUGUUACAAAGCCUGCCUCUAUUAAAUGAUUGAUCAUUGAUGAUUAAAUCUUUUAUUGACAGAAAUGGUUUUUAAUUAGUGCCUAAAUUAUGAUUUUAGUUCACAUGAUGGCCUGAUUUCAAAUGGAUUUACAGAGGACUAAUGCAAUAUUUUAUAGUGAAAUGUUUUUACUUGAAGCUGUCUAUUGACAAAGUGUAAAUGAAAGGCCUUAGGGACUGAAGAUGUGCACCAUACAGUCUAUUGUUUUGAUAUUUGUUUUUGACUGAGAAAACUCAGUUUCUAGAAGCAAAAGAAAUGAAUCACCAUCCCUGUCCAUCCACAACUCAAUGUAACAAUGCAGAUAAUAUAAUGUGGACAUUUAAAAAAUUUAAAUUUAAAUGAUCAAUUUCUUAAGAGAAUUUGUUGCAUGUCCUUUAGUAAAUGCUAUAAUCUAGAUAGAAAAAUAUGACACAGAUGAAUAUUGAAAAUUGAUUAUUCAGAAUUCAUUCUCGUAAUAUUCUUUCAGAUUCAGACCCAGAGAUUAUUGAUUGCUUUGAAUAGAUUUAACAAAAUGUAACACAAACAAAUAGCAGAAAAAAGUAUCAGUAGUUUUGUGAUUUACACUGAUUUGAUCAAUGUCACCAUCUCAUGAAUUCAUCUUAUUUGAUCAAGAAUUAUGUUAAAGUUUAGUUUUAAAUCUGAAUUGUGUCGUUUUGUUCCUAUUUAAACUUAUUCAGUUUCCUCUUGAUGCUAUGCAGGCAGUGAAUUAUGCAGUAGGAUCUUUCUAUGAUAACUGUUUGUUUUUUUGUUUUUUUACUAAAAUGGCUUGAAAGCGUAUAUUUCUACCAGUCAAAGCCAUUUUCAGAACUGUUGAACAAGUCUUUCUCUGUGGUAAAUGAAUGUUGCAGAGCACUUUAUCAGCCUUUGAGUAUGGUGUCAGUCUGCACCGCUGACACCUGCCCUUCAACCAGCACAGGUUCAGUCUGUGUAACACACUCAGCACAGGAUAACAAUCACUGUUUUAGCAGCAUUGUCGCAUGAAAGCGGGUAUUAUAGCUAAGGUUAUAGACCAGUUUCUGUCUCUGUAGGUUCCAAAGAUUAAUCCUCAUUGAUACUGUUUGGCCUCAGUUUUGUGUCAGCGGUUACGCUCGGGUUGCUGUUUGUUGCUGAUGUCUGACAUGCAAAGGCAUGCCUCUUUCAAUAAAGACAACUUCUGGUAAAUGAAA